Messenger RNA from Setaria italica (foxtail millet), 1451 nucleotides. Its product is annotated as dehydration-responsive element-binding protein 1I. The transcript has a single exon. The record is from RefSeq and is a predicted model, not a curated record. Gene Ontology annotation, molecular function: DNA-binding transcription factor activity; DNA binding. NCBI's taxonomy places the organism in Eukaryota, Viridiplantae, Streptophyta, Magnoliopsida, Poales, Poaceae. Gene Ontology annotation, biological process: regulation of DNA-templated transcription. Bases 258 to 1307 code for a protein of 349 amino acids.
UACUUUUAUAAUAAAGAAAGAAUCGGUCACCUCAGCGGUGGAGCCCUCGUCAGCUCGAGACCACGGCCGACGACGGUGUCCUUCCUCCUACAAGCUUGGCGGGAAGGGCACCGCCGACCGCUGCUCUGGCCCCCGGCCGUUUCCGGCUGCUGUGCAAGUGGCGAGGCACGCAGGUUUGUGGGCGCUUUCCACUCCUGGCCGCGACGCUGGUUUCUCUGGCCCAGGUGAGUCCACCUCCCCCGGCGGCCGAACGGAUAAUGAGCCCCGGUUCCCUUUCGUGCCGCCGCUGGUGGACGCGCGCCUGUUUGGGGGCACGGUUUGGCAGCGAGCGAGCGAGCGAGUGGCCACACGCGACCGGAACGGUUAGCCGGUUAGGCACAGGAGUCUGGUCACUUGUGGCCUGCGCGCGACGGGGACCUCCAUGGCUCUCACCUGUGUGCUUGCCUCGCCCACUGGACGACGAGGCAGUUUCCACGCCCUGCUCGAUCUCGACUCCACUUGUCUUUGUCUUCCUCACCGGCACUUACAAAUACCCGCCCCACAAACCGCCGCUUCCCGCCAAACCACUACACUCCAAGCUUUGCCUGCCACUCAGGACGAUGUGCCAGAUCAAGCAGGAACCGAGCUCGUCCUGCGAGCCCACGAGCUCCUCCACGGCUUGGACGCCGCCGCCGCCGGCCGCCACCGCCACCCGCGGGAAGCGCCCCGCGGGGCGCACCAAGUUCCGGGAGACGCGGCACCCGGUGUUCCGCGGCGUGCGGCGGCGCGGCUGCGCGGGGGGGCGGUGGCGGUGGGUGUGCGAGGUCCGCGUGCCGGGCCGCCGGGGGUGCAGGCUCUGGCUCGGCACCUUCGGCGCGCCCGAGGCCGCCGCGCGCGCCCACGACGCCGCCAUGCUGGCGCUCCGCGGGGCCUGCGGCGCCGCCGCCGCGGGGUGCCUCAACUUCCCGGACUCGGCGUGGCUGCUCGACGUGCCGCCGCCAGCCGCGCUCCGGGCCGAGGCCGACGUCCGGCGCGCCGUGGCGCGGGCCGUGGAGCGGUUCAUGCACCUGCGCCCUGCAGCCGACGAAGACGACAUGUCCGCCACGUCUGAGCGGCCGCCCGCGGCCGGCGACGACGACGACGCUAACUCCGCCAAGAGAGACGGGGCCACGCCAUUCGAGCUCGACGUGCUCAGCGACAUGGGCGCGGGCUUGUACUACGCGAGCUUGGCGCAGGGACUGCUCGUGGAGCCGCCGGCGUCAGACGACGCGUCGUGCUGCGACGACCCCGACUGCGGCGACGCUGUCGUGCCGCUCUGGAGCUACUGAGACCCAAGUCGAUACCGAUACGUACGCUUUGUACAUCUGUUCUCGCUCUUUCCUUUUUGGGUUUGUGCGCUGGUGUUGUACGUUUUGCUACUUUAGGAAAUGUGAAUAUCCCAAAAUCCUAGCCAUGGCGAAGUAAUCUGAACA